Molecule: messenger RNA, 1719 nt
Organism: Lasiodiplodia theobromae
Lineage: Eukaryota; Fungi; Ascomycota; Dothideomycetes; Botryosphaeriales; Botryosphaeriaceae
Product: Phd finger domain-containing protein
Exons: 7
Coding region: 1-1719 (572 amino acids)
Biological process (GO): regulation of DNA-templated transcription
Cellular component (GO): RSF complex
Source: RefSeq, a predicted model, not a curated record
AUGCCUGCCAGGAAGCGCGGUCGUCAGGAAGUCGAGCAGGAGGAACAACCGCGCAAACAGGAGCCCACCAAGCUCGAGAAGCUGCGCAACACCUGGGAGUUCGCGAGCCUUGUGCAAUACAUCUACAUCUUUGGUUCCGUGGUUAAGAUCGACGAGGACAUCGACGUCGACGUGAGCACUUCCCCGCGUCCAUCGGCCACCUGCACCUGGUGCACCCGCAUGCUGGAUCAAUCUAACUCGGCGCAGGAACUCGAGGCAGAAUGCCUAAAGCCGACGCCCUCUGAAAAGCUUGCGCAAAUCGGCCUAGCUCUACUCAAAUACGUGUCGUCACACAAGGGACUAACUUUGGAGAUAUUCGAUGAGUAUGCGCGCCGCCAGUACGUCGCCAAGGCCCCUCAGCGCAACCCCUUCGGAGUCGAUGAAGAGCCCAAAAAGUUCAACGACAUGGACACUUUCACCAAAGUUCGCAUUCUCCAACAGCUUUCCACCUGGACGCUUGGCAAUGCCGAUCGCAUACGUGAGAAGAUGCCGGAGCAGAAGGACAUUGACCAGACAAGCUGGCGCGUCGAAGCAUUUGGAUGGGAUAAGGAGGACCGCACUUACUUUGUUCUCGAUGACGAUCGCCUCUACCGUCGCACCGACCCGCCCUUGCCCGCAGCCCCGCCGCAAAAGUCCAAGCCGAAAUCGAAAGCGAAGCCUAAGAAAACCAAGGGUACCCGAGCAAGCAAACGAAGGAGACUAUCCACGUCGCCUUCAGAAAGUGAUGCAGAACAGGAGGAAGAUGGCGCCCAAGAUGCCCCUGCGCCGGAGGAGGAUACAUUUGGCGGUAUGACAUGGGAGUGCGUUGCUGUCACGCUGGAAGACUACACCACUUUUGUGGAUUCCAUCCGCAAAAGCAGGGAUCCAAACGAGAAGGAACUUGUGAAGCGUCUGCAGGCCGAUGUCAUUCCCAUUAUCGAGAAGAGGGCUGAGCAACAGCGACAAAAGGCCCUGAGGAAGCAAAGAGAGCUGGAGAACCUUGAGAAACUGGCGAAUGCAAAGCGCUCCAGCAGAAUCGCGGGCCGUUUGGAGAAGCAAAAGGAACAGGAGGCUGCUGUUGAAGCUGAACGCAAGCGUGUAUCUGACCUUGAAAUGGCCAAGAAGGAGCAAGAGAAGCAGAAGCAGAUGGAGGAGGCACGACAAUCACGCAUGAUGACCCGCGAGCAGCGCUUGAAAGAGCGUGAAGUGAAACGCAUACUUCACGAGGAGGAACUGAAGAAGCUGCAGGAAAACAGCGAAAAGGCAGAAAACAACGAAAUGCGGAUGUCCGAACGCCACCUCAAAGCCGAGAUGGAAAGGCGUCAGAAAGAGCUGGAGCAGAUGGCCCAGGAAGAGGAAAACUGGAUUUUCGAUUGUGCCGUCUGUGGUGUUCAUGGCGAGAACUUGGAUGAUGGCUCGCACAGUAUCGCAUGCGAGAAGUGCAAUGUCUGGCAACACAAUUGCAAGCAAAAGGCAGAAGACGCUGCGAGACCCAAGCUGCCACCCCUUAAGUUCAAGCCCCAGUCAGCAACGUUCGCCUCCGUCAGGCUAUGGAGCUCCGUCACCAUCGAAGCCGAGCCCGGCUACGAUUCAACAGCGUCCCAUGUCUUCGGGAUACGGCGCCCCGUCGCCAUCAAAGCCCGCCCCCGCAUCUUCACCAUACCAGACCAACGGCUACCCUACGACAGCCCCUUUCACUAG